AUGGCUGCUGGCGCCUGCAUGCACCGCCGCAACAGCAGCAGCAGGAAAAACAGCAGCAGCAACAGGAAAAGCAGCAGCAGCAAUCAUUGUUCCCACUGGACGUGUGUUGGCUUUAACAUCCUUGGCCCACGUUUUGUCCACAAAGAGAAUCUAGCGGCACUUCAGCAGCAAAUGCAGCAACGGAAGCAGCUGCAGCAGCAGCAGCAGCAGCAGCAGCAGCAGCAGCAGCAGCAGCAGCAGCAGCAGCAGACUUACAGGUGUCUUCAGGCAGCGGCAGCGGGGGAGCAGGCACCUCCUCCCCCAGAGCACAAUUGA
Messenger RNA from Eimeria maxima, 315 nucleotides. RefSeq lists its product as hypothetical. The record is from RefSeq and is a predicted model, not a curated record. Bases 1 to 315 code for a protein of 104 amino acids. The transcript has a single exon. NCBI's taxonomy places the organism in Eukaryota, Apicomplexa, Conoidasida, Eucoccidiorida, Eimeriidae.